Molecule: messenger RNA, 990 nt
Organism: Guillardia theta CCMP2712
Lineage: Eukaryota; Cryptophyceae; Pyrenomonadales; Geminigeraceae
Exons: 14
Coding region: 1-990 (329 amino acids)
Biological process (GO): trans, trans-farnesyl diphosphate biosynthetic process
Cellular component (GO): cytoplasm
Molecular function (GO): (2E,6E)-farnesyl diphosphate synthase activity; dimethylallyltranstransferase activity
Source: RefSeq, a predicted model, not a curated record
AUGCCUGAGGCGGCCGGAAAGCGAAAAGCUGAAAACGAAGUGAACGGGGAGCAGCCGAGCAAGAAGGGAUCUGCCUUCAACGAGUUCACUGGCGUGUUUGAUGGGUUGGUGCAAGACAUCCUUGGCUUGCUGCCCAAGGAGCUUCCGGACGAGUCCCUUGCCUACAUCAAGAAGAUGUGUCACUACACCUGCUACGGCGGCAAGAUGACGCGAGGGAUUACGGUGGGAGCGACGUACGCGGACGUGGCGAGGAGCAGAGGAGAAGAGCCUUCGGAGCAGGCCAUGUUUGUUGCCAAGGUUAUCGGCUGGUGUAUCGAGUGGCUUCAAGCUUGCUUCUUGGUUCUCGAUGACAUCAUGGAUGAGUCGCACACGCGCAGAGGUCAACCAUGCUGGUACAAGCUCCCGGAGGUUAAGAAGAUGGCCAUCAACGACGGCCUGAUCCUGGAGUCCUGCAUCUUCCUCCUCCUCAAGAAGCACGUCAAACCCUACAACGUUGAGCUGUACCACAACUGCGUCGAACUUUUCCACGAGGUUUCCUUCCAGACGGAGCUUGGCCAGCUGCUCGACAUGACGACGGAGUCUCCUGAAGGCAAGUUGGACUUCUCCCGUUUCACCCUUGAGAGGUACAAGCUCAUCGUCAAGUACAAGACCGCCUUCUACUCCUUCUACCUGCCCGUUGCUGCUGGGCUUUACCUGGCCGGGUUGACGGGAGAGAAGGACCUGGAGCUGACCAAGGAGAUCACCAUCGCUAUGGGCGAGUACUUCCAGAUCCAGGAUGACUUCUUGGACUGUUAUGGCGAUCCGGAGACCAUCGGAAAGGCAGGUACUGACUUCUGGUCUUCAUGUCAGAUCGGCACAGACAUCCAGGACAAGAAGUGCGGCUGGUUGUGCGUGCAGGCUUUGAUGAAGUGCAACGAAGAGCAGGUGGAGGGCAUCCCCAAGUCUGUCUUCGAGUCUCUCCUCGCAAAGAUCUACAAGAGGAGCAAGUAG